Messenger RNA from Peniophora sp. CBMAI 1063, 900 nucleotides. NCBI's taxonomy places the organism in Eukaryota, Fungi, Basidiomycota, Agaricomycetes, Russulales, Peniophoraceae. The record is from the annotation of a GenBank genome assembly.
AUGGCUCUGCGCACGCUCAAUAAGAACAACUCGGCUGUCAAGCGCAUUAUGCAGGAGGCGCGCGAACUUGCGAAUGACCCAAGUACGGACUACUCUGCUGCCCCGCUCGAGGACGAUAUCUUUGAGUGGCAUUGCACGAUUCGAGGACCCAAAGAUACCGAGUUCGAGGGAGGGCUGUAUCAUUUCCGCAUUCUAUUGCCCGCGGAGUACCCGUUCAGGCCACCCAGUAUCAUGAUGCUGACACCAAGCGGACGAUUCGAAUUGAAUACCAAGAUCUGCAUCAGCUUUACCAGUUAUCAUGAAGAGCUAUGGCAACCGGCGUGGGGCGUGCGCACCGCUAUCAUUGGACUACAGGGGUUCUUCCCGCUGCGCGGAACCGAUGCAGUCGGUGUCGGCUCGCUAGAGACGACCUCCGCGGAACGCAGGAGACUAGCAGGGCUCUCGCGCGAGUGGCACUGCGAGGCAUGCGGCAAGCGCAAUGUCGAGAGCCUUCCGGACCCGGAGGCCGCCGAUAAUACGGCGACAGACGGCGACGGCACUUACUCUCACAGUCUUGGGCAUGGGCACAGGCUCGGAGGACAGGAGACGAGGACAGAGCCGGCAACAACGAUGCGUGCGGAGGAGCCCGCGCCGGUGACUGUCACCGCCGCCGAACCGGCACCCGUAUCGUCGGCGACAGAGCGCACCGUUGAACAGCGCUCGGCCGGAGUGGCGUUGGCAUCAGAGCCUCCUGCGCCGCUCCCCGUGCCGAUGCCGCCACACAUGCCGGCCGCUACUCAGGCUGCGAGUAGUGCAUCGGUCGCUGUACCGCCGUCUGGGCGGCCAUUGCUUCUAUUGGACACCGCUAUCUGUGUAUUCAUCGUGCUGAUCCUCUCGCUGCUUGCCAAGCGCGUUCUCUGA